Molecule: messenger RNA, 3400 nt
Organism: Phyllotreta striolata
Lineage: Eukaryota; Metazoa; Arthropoda; Insecta; Coleoptera; Chrysomelidae
Source: the annotation of a GenBank genome assembly
GCGAAUUUCCCGGGGCUCGACAAUUUUUUUGCACCUACCCAGUCCGAAUUCUCUGCGCGAUACAAACAAGGAACACAGCACGUGUCGGCGACUUCCGAAAGUUUUGCGCUUGUUAUGUAGCCGUCGCGACGCCUCCAGACGUUGCCCGAAAGUCGUGAAACUUUAUCUAUCAGUAGCGUUCCGGGCGCCCGUCGAUCCGCCUGCGAAGCGUCGCGUGCUCGGAAAACCGGAGGAAAACAACCCGCCGGAAAAGUCGAAUUCGCCGAGGAAUUUAAUUAGCGCCGUUCGCGGAAAGUUUAUUAGAGUAGGUAAUUCGUUGCGAAACUUUUAUAUUAAUAUAUCUUCCUCUCGCGGCGGUAUCUUCGUCGGUGUUUGCUUUCGUGAUAGGGUUGCCGGAUAAUUUUUUUAUCGGAGUUCGUUGGGUUGUUAGGAUAUACUAACAUUUCCAUCAAGUUUAUUCGAUAGAAGUUCCGCCUUCGGUGAGAUGCUAGGUGGCCGGAGCGAGGGCUCCCCGUCGCCAUGAGCAGCAGAUGGGAGCGAUUGGGAGCAGCUAUCGGGCUCGUCGCCGGCGUCCUGGCCGUCGUCCGAGCGGCCGCCUCUUCCCUGCCGCCCGCCGUCAAAAUAGGUGCGAUUUUCACCGAGCAGGAAAAAAACGGCCCCAACGAGCUGGCAUUCAAAUACGCCAUCCAUAAAAUCAACAAAGACAAAACGCUGCUCCCGUACACAUCCCUCGUGUACGACAUCCAAUACGUGCCUCGCGACGACAGUUUCCACGCCAGCAAAAAAGCCUGCCAGCUGGUGCAGUACGGGGUGCACGCGAUUUUCGGCCCCUCGGAUCCCCUGCUAGGUGCUCACAUCCAUUCGAUAUGCGACGCGCUGGACAUCCCUCACAUCGAGGCCCGGCUGGACGUCGACGCCGACGUCAGGGAGUUCUCCAUCAAUCUCCAUCCCACGCAAUAUUUGCUCAACAACGCCUUCCAGGACGUCAUGGCGUUCCUCAACUGGACGAGGAUAGCCGUCAUCUACGAGAAGGAUUACGGUCUGCUGAAGCUCAGGGAAUUGGUGGGAUCCUCGCAGAACGGCGGCCUGGAAAUCCAUCUGCGCCGGGCCAGCCCCGAUUCCUACGAGGACGUGCUGAUGGAGAUCAAGAAUAAAGAAAUCCGCAACAUCGUCAUCGAUACGAAACCCGUGAAUUUGCGGCACUUCUUGAAAGGCAUCCUGCAGCUGCAAAUGAACGACUACAAAUACCACUACCUGUUCACCACUUUCGACUUGGAGGCCAUCGAUUUGGAGGAUUUCAAAUACAACUUCGUCAACAUCACGGCCUUCCGCAUCGUCGACAACGAGGACGUGGCCGUGAAGGAGACGAUCAGGAACAUGCUCAAGUUCCAGCCCAACAGGGAGCUCCGCGCGUCGAACGGGACUUACAUACAAGCCGAGCCGGCUCUAAUAUAUGACUCUGUUUACGUCUUCGCUGUGGGGCUGCAGACUUUAGAGCAGUCCCAUACGUUGAAACUGUCGAAUUUAUCCUGCGACAAGGAACAACCUUGGGACGGCGGCCUCAGCCUCAUCAAUUACAUUAAUUCGGUGGAAAUCAAGGGGUUGAGCGGACCGAUUGAAUUCAAAGAAGGCCGCCGCAUCCAAUUCAAAUUAGACCUGCUCAAGCUCAAGCAACCCUCUUUGGUAAAAGUAGGCGAAUGGCAACCGGGCAACGGGGUUAAUAUCACCGAUAGAGCGGCUUUUUUCGAUCCCGGCACGAUGAACGUCACUUUAGUCGUUACCACUAUACUGGAAAUGCCCUACGUGAUGAUGCACACGGCGAAGAAUUUCACCGGCAACAGUCGAUUUUACGGUUUCUGCAUCGACAUCCUGGACAGGAUUUCCCAGGAAGUCGGAUUCGAUUAUUUGCUUGAUUUGGUGCCAGACAGGAAGUACGGCGCUCGGGAUCCGAACACCGGCUUAUGGAACGGAAUGGUUUUGCAGUUGAUGCAGCACAAAGCCGAUUUGGCGGUGGGAUCGAUGACAAUCAACUACGCCCGGGAAAGUGUCAUAGACUUCACGAAACCCUUCAUGAAUCUCGGCAUCAGCAUUCUUUUCAAGGUGCCCAGCAGCCGCCAGGCCAAGUUGUUCUCCUUCAUGAAUCCCCUGGCGACGAACAUAUGGCUGUACGUGCUCUCCGCCUACGUCCUGGUGUCCAUCACCAUGUUCGUGGUGGCCAGGUUCUCGCCCUGCGAAUGGCAGAACCCGCACCCCUGCGAGAUCGACAACGAACUGGUCAAGAACCAGUUCUCGCUGGCCAAUUCCUUCUGGUUCACCAUCGGCACGCUCAUGCAGCAGGGGUCCGAUUUGAAUCCCAAGGCUACGUCGACUCGAAUUGUAGGGGGUAUUUGGUGGUUCUUCACUUUGAUCAUUAUAUCUUCGUACACGGCGAACUUGGCUGCUUUCCUGACGGUCGAAAGGAUGAUCACUCCCAUAGAGAACGCCGAGGAUUUGGCGGCGCAAACGGAAAUUCCUUACGGCACCUUGGAGAGCGGAUCUACCAUGACUUUUUUUAGAGAUUCGAUGAUCGAAACGUACAAGAAAAUGUGGCGAUUCAUGGAGAACAGAAAACCUUCGGUGUUCGUGCCGACGUACGAAGAGGGAAUCCAGAAGGUCCUGGACGGGAAUUACGCCUUCCUGAUGGAAUCCACGAUGCUCGAUUACAUCGUCCAGAGGAACUGUAAUCUAACGCAAAUCGGGGGACCUCUCGAUUCCAAAGGGUACGGGAUAGCGACGCCGAAGGGCAGCCCGUGGCGCGACAAAAUAUCCCUGGCCAUCCUGGAGCUGCAGGAGAAAGGCGAGAUACAGAUGCUGUACGACAAAUGGUGGAAGAACACCGGAGACACCUGCCAAAGGAACGACAAAGGGAAGGAAUCCAAAGCGAAUUCGCUGGGAGUCGAUAAUAUCGGUGGCGUAUUCGUUGUUCUACUCUGCGGAUUGGCCUUUGCCGUACUCAUAGCUAUAUUCGAAUUUUGCUACAAUUCCAAAAAGAACGCGCUCAAUGAAAAGAGAUCUGCUAGCGUGCCGCAGGAAUCGCUCUGCUCGGAGAUGAAGAGCGAAUUCUGCUUCGCGUUGCGCUGCAGCGGCUCCAGGCAACGACCGGCCCUGCGCAGGAAGUGCUCCAAAUGCUUGAGCGGGGUGUCCUACGUACCGGCCGUGCUGGACGUACCGCCCAAUCCGCCGCAACCGCCGACGAGGGCGCCGCCGCCCGCCGACCAUUCGCCCGCUCUCGGAGCGAGUUUCGACAAUCCUCGAUUGCGAAUUUAAUUAUUCGUUUCGGCGGGAUCCGUUCGAGGAUUGAAUUGUACUCACAGCACAUUGUUAGUGACGAUAUGUAGGUGUUAUUGUAAUUGUACAAGCG